Molecule: messenger RNA, 1218 nt
Organism: Peniophora sp. CBMAI 1063
Lineage: Eukaryota; Fungi; Basidiomycota; Agaricomycetes; Russulales; Peniophoraceae
Source: the annotation of a GenBank genome assembly
AUGGCUUCCGAUUCUACGCCUGGUCCAUUCGACUUUCCUUCAGACUCAGCUUUACGAGCUGGAUCGUCUUCGAGCGUAACUGGCAAGGGCGAGGCUAUGGAGGAACGUCCAAUGUCGCUGCCUCCUCUUGCUCUCAAGCGGCACAUUGCGCAAAGCAAUAGGUGUCUGGCUGGUCUGCCGGACAGGUUUCUGGAUGUAGAUGCCUCGCGGAUGGCGCUUGGCUUCUAUUGCCUUUCAUCCUUAGACGUGCUAGGCGCAAGGGAAACACGCGUCUCAAAAGCCGAUCGCGAGGCAUGGAUUGCAUGGAUAUGGGAGCAGCAGGCUCCUGGCGGCGGCUUUCGACCCGGCCCCUUUUCGACGACGACUGGCGAUAGACUUGGAGAAUUCGCCAAUGAUAUCCCUGCCAAUGACGUCGGCACCGCUUCGACCUCAAAGCCAGAACUAGACUCAGAUACUGCGCCAGGUCACCUCAUCAUGACGUAUUGCGCUCUCUUGAGUCUAGCUGUACUCCGCGCGGAGUAUGCGCGAUUGGAUCGACAAGGAUUGAAACAGUUCGUGGGUCUGUGCCAGGGCUCAGAUGGCGGGUUCUCGACGCAGCCACUCACUGCCUACCCGUAUGCUGAUGCGGAUCUGCGCAUGCUCUACUGUGCAUGCGUCAUCUGCAGCUUACUCGAGGACUGGAGUUGCAUCAACACUUCCGCUGCCAUCGAAUUUGUGCGCAACUGUCGAACAUACGAAGGUGGAUACGCUCAAACUCCAGGUGGUGAAGCUUUGGGCGGCACGUCGUACUGUGCCAUCGCUGCUCUUGAUCUACUGAGAGUGCCUCUGGGUGGGAGGGAGCGCAGUCAGACUAUACGAUGGCUUAUGCAAACGCAACAGUCCGAUGGCGGGUUCUCAGGCCGCAUUGGGAAGAUAUCUGAUGCAUGCUACUGUUUCUGGCAGGUCGCCGCUCUGGAUAUCCUGGAUGCAAGGGUGGAAACAUUGGACGCCGAACAGCUCGCAAGCUAUCUCGCAAGUUGUCAACAUGUAUAUGGCGGUAUUGGAAAGGCACCAGGCGAAAUGGCAGACCCCUACCACACCUAUCUUUCGCUAGCCGUUCUCUCCAUCUCCCCGCCGUCGAAUGGUGACACCAGCUGGCAGCUUCCACAACUCGAUGCACGAAUUAACGGAACCGCGACGACCGUGGCGUGGGCCAGGGAGAGGAUCCCGUUACCGUGA